AUGAAUGAAAGAAAUGGAUGUGAAUGAAUGAAUGAAAGAAACGGGGAGGUUCAGUGCUGUCGGUGGAAGGAACAGAGAAGAGCUGGCAAUGCCAUCACAGAAACUGAUAGAGGCUUCGUUGAGAGGAGACAUAGAUUGCGUUGCCCAGGUUUUGACGUUAAACACAGUGGAUGUCAACUACAUUGGGACUCUGAGUUUGAGAGUCAAGUGCAUUGAAACUCUACUUAGAGAGGACGAGGCUGAUGAGGUUGAGAUCGAGUUUAGAGACUUUGUCACUGAUGUUACUCCUCUUUUUGCGGCUGCCCAUUCUGGUCACGUGGAGAUUGCCCGAAAACUUCUGUCAGCUGGAGCUGAUGUUAACCACGAGUUAUUUCGGGGAUUUGCAACUACUGCUGCAGCUCGUGAAGGUCAUUUCGUUCUUCUUGACAUGCUUCUCAAGGCUGGUGCAUCUCAAUCAGCUUGUGAGGAUGCUUUACUUGAAGCUUGCCUCUGGGGUCAGGCUAAAGCUGCAGAAUUGUUGAUCUGUUCAGAGAUGACAGGACCUAAUGUUGCCCAACAUGCACUUGUAUCUGCAAGCUGUUGAGGAUUUGUUGAUGUAGUGGCGACCUUAAUCAAGAAUGGAGUGGACCUAAAUUGCUUGGACAGGCUCCUCUUGCGUUCAUUCAAACCAGCAUUGCACGCUAAUGUAGACUGCACUCCAUUAGUGGCUGCAAUUGUGAAUCGACAAGUUUCUGUGGUCAAAUACUUGUUGGAGGCAGGUGCAAAAACUGAUUGCUAUGUAAGGAUAGGAGCCUGGUCAUGGGACAUCUUCUCUGGUGAGGAGCUGAGGGUGGGUGCAUGUUUGGGUGAGCCAUACAAUGAAGUCUGGUGUGCAGUUGAAUAUUAUGAAGCAAGUGGACAAAUUUUAAAACUUUUGCUUCAGCACCAAAUUUCAUCUCUUGAAAGUCAACAACAAGGCAGAAACCUUCUUUGCCAUGCCAUUCUCUGCCAGAAUCUGGAUGCUGUGAGGGUGCUCCUUAAUGCUGGUGCUGAUAUUGAAUUUCCUAUAAGAACCAAGAAGGGGCAUGAAUCUCGUCCUCUUCAUUUGGCUGCUAGAAUGGGAUGUGUUUUCAUUUUGAAACAAUUGAUAUUGCAUGGUUGCCAAAUUGAUUCAAGGACUGAAACUGGUGACACAGCCUUGAUGUUGGCUGCCAAAUCGGAUCAAGCUGAUUGUUUCCUUGAGCUUAUUAUUUCUGGUGCUGAUAUAGGUCUGAUCAACAAUAAUGGUGACAGUACUAUGCAAUUGGCAAAGAGAAGUGCUUUUGGAUCCUCUUUGGCCAAUAUCCUCCGGCAGGCUAUCAUCACCAGAAAGAGAAUUUGUUCCACCAAUCUUGAGGUGUUCUCGCUUCUGCACUUUGUUACAGGAAUGGGCAAUGUAGAGCUUCUACAGAUUAUACUGCAACAAUCAACGGAAGAUAUAAAUAAGCAUGAUGCUUUAGGUAUGACACCAAUUGCAGUCGCAGCAAAGGCUGGCCACACUGAGGCUUUCCGACUCCUCAUAAAUUAUGGGGCUGACAUCAGUGUCAAAAGCAGGGAUGAGCAAACAGUUGUUUCUAUCUUGCUGCAUCAUGCACAUGCCAUUGUCAUAUCCCGGUUUGAAGAGAUAUUGCUUGAUGCUGUUCUUGCUCAUAGGCUGACUGGCCACUCCGAAUUUAGAUCACUUCAUUUUGCAGCACAAAUUGGAAACUUGUCAGCAAUAGUUAAGCUUUUGGCAAUGGGAUUGCCCAUAAAUUCUGUGAAUGAAAAUGGGUAUACACCUCUCAUGCUUGCAGCGAAAGCGGGCCAUGCUGAUGCCUGCAAGAUUUUAUUGCAAAGAGGUGCAGAUUGUGGGAGUGCCAAUUUCAGAGGUGAGACAGCUUUAUCCCUCGUUAAGAGACGUAAUAAAUGUAAAGCUGCAGAAAGUGUGAUAUUUGAUUAUUUGGCUCGUUCGCAUGUGCUACUGGGUGAGGAGCUCUUCAAACACACUCGUCAGGGAAGAGGUUCACCACAUGUAAAGGUUGCUCGUAUGCUCAAAUCUGGCUUGUUGACGUGGGGAAAGUCUAGUAGGAGGAAUGUGGUGUGUAAGGAGGCUGUGGCAGGGCCAAGUGCGAGCUUUUUGAAGAAUAGGAGAGAAGUUAACGGAUGUGGGGGAAACACAGUAACCUUUAGGGUGUUAACAGAGACAGGAAGGGAGAUCCAUUUUGAGGCAGGUUCUACUUCUAGUUUAGAACUUUGGAUACGUGGUAUUAAUCUCAUCAUAAAGGAGGCAACUUCUGGAGCAUGAUUACCAAAUUUUUAUGUGGGAGUAAGAUGAGAGUUAAUGAAUGUGCAUAUGCAGAGAUUGUGACUGUUUUUCCCCUUUUUUGUUUUCUUAUUGUCAAUCCCAAAAUAAUAGAGAGGAAUAUCACAAAUAGGGCCAUUGCGACACCCAUCAUAGCAGUAGUUCCUCAUUCCUCAUCCAGGAGCUACUUAACCAUAUUCUGAAUUCAAUGGUUUGAAUAUAUCGCCUACAGCAGUUCGACUUCAGCAUGCCAAAAAUCUUGCUUCAAGUCAAUGUGAAGGAGACCUGUGUCCUAUGAAGUCGAAUACAGCAACUAUCCAGCCGAAGACAGGCCAAUUUUCCAAAUUUAGUCUCUCUGUUGCUGUAGGUUCUCUUUCUGAAGGUGGAAUGUAAGUUAAUUAGUACAGCCUAGCCAUUACAAAGAAAAUCUGAGUGUAAUUAGAUUACCCGGCUAGCUGCUGUACAUUAAAAGUGUGUUAAAGAUCGAUUUUUUAGAGCCCAUACAUAUAUGUUUAUUUUUUUUAAGCUAUUGUGUACAACCAAGCAUGUCAAUUCCCCCCUGGCUCCGCAAGUGUUAGUUACCUUAUUCUGGAAGAAUUUAAGAAGUAUCCGUGAGAGCUUGCUAGUUUUAUGA
Pistacia vera is the source of this 2933-nucleotide messenger RNA. Its product is annotated as ankyrin repeat and KH domain-containing protein 1-like. The transcript is spliced from 4 exons. NCBI's taxonomy places the organism in Eukaryota, Viridiplantae, Streptophyta, Magnoliopsida, Sapindales, Anacardiaceae. The record is from RefSeq and is a predicted model, not a curated record. Gene Ontology annotation, molecular function: protein binding.